Folsomia candida is the source of this 1886-nucleotide messenger RNA. Its product is annotated as 2-acylglycerol O-acyltransferase 1. The transcript has 4 exons. NCBI's taxonomy places the organism in Eukaryota, Metazoa, Arthropoda, Collembola, Entomobryomorpha, Isotomidae. Gene Ontology annotation, molecular function: diacylglycerol O-acyltransferase activity. The record is from RefSeq and is a predicted model, not a curated record. Gene Ontology annotation, cellular component: endoplasmic reticulum membrane. Bases 455 to 1651 code for a protein of 398 amino acids. Gene Ontology annotation, biological process: triglyceride biosynthetic process.
AUUUCAACGACAAAAAAGACAAUCGUAACUUUGUUGUUGGUAACUGACCAGCAGCAUUUACACACAUCACCUUACACUUUAGACUAAAGUAUACCUCCUCUUGACCUCAAUUUGUGAAAAUCUUCUUAAAUCAGGUUUUUAUAGAGUUCCAACCAAGCCAUAAUCAGUGUAUGUAGUCAACUCUUAGGUUCAAGGUGCAGUGUGCUAUCAUAAUCUUUCAUGUGUAUAGUUUGUUAUCACAAAGUCAUAUCAUCAUCAUAUACUUUUUAAAUGAGCACGAGAUGAGGUAAAUGCUGAUCAUCCGUCAGUCACUCGCAGUCAGUCAUACAUACCGUUGUCUCCUAGGAGGUGGAAAUUUUGCAUAUUUCAGACUCAGCAUUGAUUCUUGGUCAUAUUUUAAUAUUUUUAAUAAUAAUCGUCUCAACUAUACGUACCUCCUUAGCCAGCCAGAAAAAUGCCAGUAAAAGUAGAGAAAAGUGAACCACUUUUGAUAACGUUCCGAUCUCACCACAAUGCUUAUCAAGAAGGUUCUGGCGCUCAAAUUAUUCGAUACCCUGAAGUGAAUACAGUUUGGUCAAAAAUUAGCCAAAUUGUAGUCGGAAUGGUGGUUAUUCAUUAUUUCCUUUGGUUUAUUCCAAUGUUUCUAUCCCUUUACCUCCUCUAUUCGUUGGGUUAUCCAGUGGUGUCGUUCAUCUUGCUAGCACUCUAUAUUCCAACCUACUUUAACAAGGACGAAUUAAAAUAUGGGAGGCCAUGGGAGUGGAUCAGACAGCACAGCUUUUGGAAAUAUUUACAACACUAUGGACAACUCGAAAUCGUAAGAGAAUGUGAGUUAGAUACAGAUAGAAAAUACAUUUUCGGAUACCAUCCUCAUGGGAUUCUAAUUCUAUCCAGAAUUAGUACCUAUGGGGGCGUGUUCGAGAAAAUUUUUUCAGGAAUUGAACAGAGAUGUUUAGCGGCCACACCCAUGUUUCUCCUUCCUGGAUCUCGCGAGAUCUGCCUGUGGAUGGGCGCUGUGAGGGCCGACCGGUCGAAUGCUAUUCGUAUUCUUCAAACUGAUAAGCUGAAUCUUCUCUUGUACCCGGGCGGAUCUGAUGAAAUAUUUCUAACCGAUCCUUCAUCUACUGAAACUACGAUUAUCGCUCGAAAGGGGUUUAUACGCCUGGCCCUUCAACAAGGUGUCGACCUUGUCCCUUCCUUUGUUUUUGGUGAGAAGCACGCCUACCGCAAGUUGGACAUUCCGGAGUCAAUCAAAUCCUUCUUCAUGAAAAACUUGAGAACCCCGUUGAUAAUUUUCUGGGGGCGAUUCUUUUCUUGGCUUCCUCUGUCUGGAAAGAAAAUUUUCCUUUCUGUCGUUCACGGGAAACCAAUUAGAGUUGAAAGAAUGAUUCCAGACCCCACAGAUGAAGAGAUUGACGAAUUGUACAGACAAUUUUAUGCAGAAAUCAGAAACUUAUUUAAUAAGUACAAAGGAAGAUAUGGGUAUGAUGAAAAUGAGACGCUUGUAAUUCGGGAAGCUGCAGACAAGUCGUCUAAAGGUAAUGUUUCAAAUGGGGUAACAAAUGGGCAUGCAAAAUCCCUUUCCAAAAAAGCGGUGCUCUCUUCUACUAGUAAUGGUACAAAUGGUGUGCAAAAUGGGUUUGGCCACUAAUUCACGUGUUUAACUAAUGCAUAUGUAAAAGUAGAAUGGAAUAAUCUCGGUGUAAUGUAAUUUAAUACAAUGAAACAAUACUUUAUUUUGUCGGUUAGAUUGUGCCAAGUUGUAUGUAUAAAAUGCUAUAAAAAAACUUACUAAAUGACAAAAAUGAACUUUCAUAGUUGAUGUUAUGUUUUAAUAAAUAUGUGAUUAGGUGCGAAAUAAAUGUCAUUCGUAUAGUCUAAUUGAA